Corythoichthys intestinalis (scribbled pipefish) is the source of this 2631-nucleotide messenger RNA. RefSeq lists its product as uncharacterized. The record is from RefSeq and is a predicted model, not a curated record. The transcript is spliced from 3 exons. Lineage: Eukaryota; Metazoa; Chordata; Actinopteri; Syngnathiformes; Syngnathidae. The coding region runs from base 1573 to 2232 and encodes 219 amino acids.
GAUUGCAAGUUGUCCAGGCCCUGAGGCAGCAAAACAGCCCCAAAUCUUGAUGCUCCCUCCACCAUGCUUCGCGGUGGGAAUGAGGUGUUGAUGUUGGUGAGCUGUUCCAUUUUUCCUCCACACAUGACAUUGUGUGCCAAACAAUUCAACUUUGGUUUCAUCAGGCCACAAAAUAUUUUGCCAAAACUUCUGUGGAGUGUCCAAGUGCCUUUUUGCGAACAUUAAACAUGCAACAAUGUUUUUUUUAGACAGCUGUGGCUUCCUCCGUGGAAUCUUCCCAUGAACUCCCAUAGUUUUACGUAUAGUUGAUGUCUGCACAGAGAUAUAGGACUGUGCCAGUGAUUUCUGUAAGUCUUUAGCAGAAACUCUAGGGUUCUUUUUUACCUCUCUAAGUAUUCUGCGCUGAACUCUUGAUGUCAUAUUUGGUGGACGGCCACUCCUUGGGAGAAAAGCAACAGUGCCAAACUCUCUCCAUUUGUAGACAACUUCUUUCAGACUUUUAGAGAUGGUUUUGUAUCGUUUCCCAGCUUUAUACAAAUCAACAAUCCUGAAUCCCAGGUCUUCAGACAGCUCUUUUGACCGAGCCAUGAUGCACAUUAGACAAUUCUUACCAGGUGUGUGUUUUAUAGUGGGCAGGGCAGCUUUAAACCACUCAUCAGUGAUUGGGCAUGCACCUGACUGUUUGGUGAAAAUUGGUUUCAAUCACUCCUUAAGUCUCCUUAGGCAGAGGGUUCACUUAUUUCCCCCCUUCUGUCAAUGUUUGCAUGCUAUCCUCAUGAAAAUAGGAAAAUCUAUAAAUAUUUUGGGUGGUUUUAGUUAAAUUAGACACUUUUUUUCAUCUGUGUGAUUUUGACAAAGUUCAGAUCACAUUUGAUGGUGGUUUUUAUGCAGAAAUGUGAGAAAUUUCACAAGGUUCAGAUUCUUUUUCAUACCACUGUAUGCUGUUUGGUAUCGGCCUAUCCGGACAUGAUACUGAAGAAAACUACACAAAAUAUGUUUUUCUUUUAAUACUACAUUUCAUGAAUGUAAAGUCAUUUUAUCAUGUUUUAGAUAGUGCUAAACUCACUGAAAUUCAGAAGGACUGGGAGUUGCGAACAAACAUCAAAGUCAAAUUUUUUUGUUUCUUUUACAAUAAUGACGGUCCAUUUUUUUCAAUUCGCGUCUCAGACAAACACGUCAUUCAUGUCGCGACCCCUCCCCUUAUUUCCUGUGCCCCUUUGACGCAGGUGCGCGUUCACGUUUAACGAGUGCGCGCCCGCUUUUAAAACUGUCGCAAGCGGAAAAAAGCUCGAACGGCAGCACCCCAACCGACGAAGAUAAGCGAGCAAGAUAGCGUACGUUCGAUUUAUGUACACUAAAGGGACUUAAACUACAUUUUUGUCAUCGAAGUUGGACUUUUUUUUGUGUUAUUUUUAGCGUGUUUUAGCUUAGCAUCGCUCUCCUCGUUUCAUUCGAGGCGUUCACGGACAUCGUUUGCAUGAGACGACUGCGGCCAGACAAGAGCAGUGAAUGCAACUGCAUCUGUAGGAGAAAGGCGGAAGACUUGGAGCGACUCAACUUCGAUUGGGCGUCAUGGCUCUUGGCUCGUUCCAGCUCAUGCAGACGCUAAAGAACUCGCCCGCCGCGCUGCGCCGCCGUUUCCGCCGCGACCGCACAGAGUCGCUGUCCCACGGUGACCCGCUUUUUAAGGUCCACUACCUGGGGACCGAGAAGAUCUUUUCCCUGGACAGGGAGCAGGCGCAGGACGCCAUCGGCCGCCUGCUGGCGGGUGUCGCCGGCGGCAAAAAGCUGAGCAAGGACCACGCCCUGGUCGUGCGUCCACGCUACGUCGAGGUCAAGGAACUGAGCACGGGGCGGCAGCUCACCAAGACGUACCUGCAGGACAUCGCGUACUGCGCCGCCGACGUCGAUCGGCCUAAUGUCUUCCUCUACAUCUGCAAGCACCAAGGGCAGCAGCUGCAGUGCCGCGUGUUCUGGUGCGACAGGGCCGAGCGGGCGCGGGACAUGACCGGCUGCUUGGCGCGCUCCUUUCAGCAGGCGAUGAGCGACCGGCAGCGGGAUGGCUUGGCCGCGCCGCCCGGCGCCGAGGAGUCCGCCGGCUCGCCGAUCGCCAAGAGCUCCACGCUACCUGCCAGUCUGGGGAAAAUUCGCUGGAAGAAGAGAGGCUCGGUGUCCCGGAGCCCCCUCCGAGCCAUCGCCAGGCGAGGGUCCUCCUCCGACAGCUGGAGUUGAGCCCCCCCCCUCAACCCCAACCGCAGGAAAUAGUGAGUCAUUUGUGAAGCCCUUUGUGCAAACAUCGCUUUUACGGAUUUUAAUAUUCCAAACGCUUGCGGUUUUGUGGAGCCCGCAACACUGGGAAUGCUGUUACUUACCAACCCUGUACAGAGAUGCCAGUGUCCCCUUUCCCUAAAUGCAUCAUGAGUACAAUUUACGCUAAGUAUUUCACAUUUGAAAUAUUUUAACUGAACUUUUUUUCACCCAUGUGCCACUAAAGGUAUUUGUUUCUGAAUGUUGUCCUGACAAAUAGCACACAAGUGCCUGCUUUUUUUUUUUUUUUAAUUGCUGUUUUUUUUAUCUAAUGGUGUACAUAUUUAAUGAUAUAUGUAUUAAAAUGAUUUUAUACACGUUUAA